Lineus longissimus is the source of this 639-nucleotide messenger RNA. Its product is annotated as choline/ethanolaminephosphotransferase 1-like. Gene Ontology annotation, biological process: phosphatidylethanolamine biosynthetic process. Gene Ontology annotation, molecular function: diacylglycerol cholinephosphotransferase activity; ethanolaminephosphotransferase activity. The transcript is spliced from 4 exons. NCBI's taxonomy places the organism in Eukaryota, Metazoa, Nemertea, Pilidiophora, Heteronemertea, Lineidae. The record is from RefSeq and is a predicted model, not a curated record. The coding region runs from base 1 to 639 and encodes 212 amino acids. Gene Ontology annotation, cellular component: Golgi apparatus; endoplasmic reticulum membrane.
AUGGUGAUUCUCAGCCGAAAAGAACGCCAAGAGGUGCGCAACCACCACUGUGAAGUGGAGGGAGAGUCUAUUCUACAGCCAGUCCGGCAACUCUUCCUGGACACAAUCAGCAAAUUGGUUCCAAGCAGCUCUGGAUGCAGUCUUCCUCUCAUAAGUCUGUUGGUCAACAUUGCAACAUGUGGGAUCAUCUGGUACGACGCGAGUCACGCAGAGCUUCCAUCGUGGAUUCUAUGGGUUCCUGUCCUUGGUUUACUUGUUUCCAAUGUACUGGGCGGCCUCGGUGGAAGACGGGAUUCGAAAGGGGAGACACCAACAGGAGGAACCACGCCACUUGGGCAAUAUUUCUCACAUGCUUGUGAUGCCCUGUCGACAGCCUUUCUGUCUACUGGCUUGUGCAUUACAAUCGGAAUAGCGACCAACCCGUUGUUAGGCAUUGCCCUUGGACUUGCCGCUUCUUCAGCAGCCUACUUGUCUCACUGGAAUGCUUUCACGUCUGGGGCAUUGAGGUUCGAAAAAUUUGAUGACUUGGAAAGGUCAGCCGCUGUCAUCCUGGCCUGUGUCUUGGCCGCCGCAUCAGGAAAACGCAUCUUUGAAGAGAAGGUAAGAUCAAAUAUAGGUGCGUCAUUUCUAAAUUGGUGA